Pyrenophora tritici-repentis Pt-1C-BFP is the source of this 2370-nucleotide messenger RNA. Its product is annotated as DAP2, Dipeptidyl aminopeptidase-acylaminoacyl-peptidase. Gene Ontology annotation, biological process: proteolysis. The record is from RefSeq and is a predicted model, not a curated record. NCBI's taxonomy places the organism in Eukaryota, Fungi, Ascomycota, Dothideomycetes, Pleosporales, Pleosporaceae. Gene Ontology annotation, molecular function: serine-type endopeptidase activity.
AUGACACUCCACGAGGUCAGCAACAUUUCCGAAGAUUUCAUUCCUGCCACCGCUGCCAUGACGAUUAGAGCUGCCAAGUUCACUCCAGAAGUGCUUCUUUCUGCGCCUCGCCGGUCCGAGGGCGCCCCAAACUCCGAUGCGUCCAAGAUAUUGUAUGCGGUGUCGACAUACAGCUUCUCAGAACAUAUAACAAAGAAAGAGAUUCGUGUUUUGGAUGUUGCGAGCCAGCAGAGUGGUCUUGUGACGGAUGAUAAGUCGUACAGCGAGCCUACUUGGCUUGAUGAUGAGACGGUGUUGUUGCUGAAGUCGAACGAUGAUGGUACCACAGAUCUUGUCGUCGGCUCUCCUCGGAAGUUCGAACAGAGUAAACAUACGGCAGGUACCAUUCAAGGACCCGUCAACGAUUUGAAGAUCUACGACCUCGGCAGUGGCCACUUUGCGUUCGCGGUCGUUGGCAAAGCAAAGCCUGAUGGCACGCUCCUUAAUCCCGAGAAGGCUGAAAAACCGCAUACGUCUGGGAAGCUGUACAAAUCCGGUUUCGUCCGACAUUGGGAUCACUACGUUACGGAGAACCGCAACGCGAUAUGGCUCGGCAAGCUACGCCAGAAGAAGACUUCCGACUGCAACGUGUUCGUGUUGCAACAUGAACCAAAGAAUGCACUGAAAGGAACGCCUCUCGAGAGCCCAAUUGAGCCUUUUGGUGGCAAGGAUCAUUUCGAUAUCUCAAGGCAUGGUCUUGUCUUCACGUCCAAGGAUCCAGACGUUAACCCUGCUACACAUACCAAGACUAACAUUUACGUUUCCGCUUCUGAGAGCUUCUGGGAUGAUCUGCAUUCGAAAGAUAUCCCGGAGAUUCAAAAGGCAACGAUUGAAGGCUUCGAAGGCGCUAGCACAUCUCCAGUGUGGUCAAACUCAGGCAGUAUGGUCGCCUUCCUGUCAAUGAAGACUGACGGCUACGAGUCGGACAAGAAUCAAGCCUUCAUCAUGCACGACUACACGAAACCAUCGCAACUCACUCCGCUAUAUGCUUCUCAAGAUGGCAAAGGAAGGUGGGAUCGGAGCCCACAGUCGAUAUCCUGGAGCCCUGAUGACUGGAAACUGUACUUCACUGCGGAGGAACAUGGUAGAGGAAACUUGUACAGCGCUGGACCCCCCAAGCCUGGACCCGAGGAACAACCUUUGCCUUCGCUGCUCGUGAAAGGUGGGACUAUCGGCUCAGUGCAAGUCCUCAAGAAUGGCGACCUAUUUCUCUCUUCAAACAGUUUGAUCGAGAACUCCUUGUACUCGCUUCUACCUCUAAGCGCUCAUCCCGAUGGUGGGGUUUUGUACACCUUUCCCAUUGAUGACCGACCAUACGACUCAGACGCUGACAAUCUGACAACUAAGUACAUUUCUUCGAACACGCGCUCAGGCUCUACUUUUGGCCUGUCGCGUAACCAGGUUGACGAGAUUCAUUGGGACGGUGCGGCCCCUGAUACGAAGGUUCAUGCAUGGGUUGUGAAGCCUAGCGAUUUCUCAGAAGAUAAGACGUACCCACUCGCGUAUCUUGUACAUGGAGGACCACAAGGUGCCUGGACAGAUGGUUGGAGCACACGAUGGAACCCAGCGGUAUUUGCAGAGCAAGGCUAUGUCGUUAUAUGUCCAAACCCUACCGGAAGUACCUCUUACGGCCAAGCCUUCACCGACGCCAUCCAACAUCAAUGGGGUGGUCUUCCCUACGAGGACCUUGUGCUAGGAUUCGACUACAUCAAAUCACAUGUUAAUUACGUCGACACUACUCGCGCUGUGGCACUCGGCGCCUCAUACGGUGGCUACAUGAUGAACUGGAUUCAAGGCCACCCUCUUGGCCGCGAAUUCAAAGCCUUGGUAACUCACGACGGUGUCUUCAGCAUGACUGGCCAAAUGGCGUCCGAAGAACUCUACUUCCCAUUCCACGACAUCGGCGGCACACUUUGGAAGAACCCUGAGAGCUGGGACAAGUGGGAUCCUUCCAAGUUCACAGAGAACUGGGCAACGCCUCAUCUUAUUAUUCAUUCCGAACUCGACUACAGGCUGACUAUCAGUGAGGGACUAGCCGCCUUCAAUGUGCUGCAGUGUAAGGGGGUGGAGAGCCAGUUUCUGACUUUCCCGGAUGAGAACCAUUGGGUCCUCAAGCCGGAGAAUGGGUUGAUGUGGCAUCAGGUUGUGUUGGAUUGGAUUAACGAGCAUGUUGGGUUGGAGAAGUACACUGAGAGUGGAAGGCGAUGAGUAGUGGGUGAGGUUGCUGGUGGCAUGACGGUAUAUGAUUGAUGAGACUGGAUGGACAUGAUUGGCGUUUUUGCCAUUUGAACUGCUGAUAAAACUAUGUCUCUUAAGUACACGAUAUCAAAA